CGAGGUUGAAGCGGCUGCACAUCAACUUGUUGCGCGGUGCUCAUCAUGUUCUCCAAGGCCGGACUCGUGCUCUUCACGACUCUGCUCGCUGCGUUCGCUCCCGCUGAUGCCCUCUGGCCGCUACCCCGCAGCCUGCAGCAGGGCUCAACGGCCUUGACGCUCUCCUGCAGCUUCAACAUUACCAUCGAUGGGACGAUCCCUAAUGCGCCAGCGGACCUGCAGCAGGCCGUCACCCGGACGAUGGGCUACCUCCAGAACGACAAACUCGGCCGGCUUGUCGUCGGGCGCGGUUCGGUUGACGUUGACGCGUACACGAAUGCCUCGUCGCUCUCGACGCUCACGUUGACGCUCGGGCAAGGCGCUGUUGUGAACUCCAUCGCGACCGAGGCGCAGAAGGCCCCUGAGGCGCGCGACGAGGCGUACACGCUCACGGUACCCAGCGACGGCUCGGGCGCAACGCUGUCUGCGAACUCGACCCUUGGGUUGACCCAUGGCUUAACGACGUUCACGCAGCUGUUCUUCUAUCACAACGCAACGACCUACAUGUUAAACGCACCUAUCCAAAUUGACGACUCGCCCGCAUACCCGUACCGAGGCUUCAUGCUCGACACCGCGAGGAACUUCUUCCCUGUCCAGGAUGUCAAGCGCAUGCUUGAUGCGAUGAGCUGGGUUAAGCAAAACAUGUUCCAUUGGCACAUAGUGGAUAGCCAGAGCUUCCCUUUCGAAGUGCCAGGAUACACGGAGCUCGCCCAGAAAGGCGCCUACGACCCGGAAUCAGUAUACAGUGCACAGGAUGUCGCCGACGUCAUAUCGCAUGCGGGUGCUCGCGGCAUUGAUGUCAUGCUCGAGAUUGACACUCCGGGACACACGGCUGCCAUUGCUCAAGCAUUCCCCGAGCACAUUGCAUGCGCUUAUAUGACACCCUGGGCAACUUUCGCGAACGAGCCUCCGGCCGGACAGCUCCGCAUUGCGUCGAACGCGACCAUGAACUUCACCGCCGGUCUGCUUGCGGCGGCAGCGGAGCUUUCUCCAUCGACGCUCUUCAGCACCGGGGGCGACGAGAUCAACAUGCCCUGCUACGCUGCAGACGAGCCGACGCAGGCUGCCCUGAAUGCGACGAACCAGACUUUCGAGCAGGCUCUCAAUACCUUCACGCAGGCGACGCACAGCGCGAUUAUGGCUAAGGGCAAGACGCCCGUCGUUUGGGAAGAGAUGGUGCUUUCGUUCAAUCUCACCCUUUCCAACGACACUAUUGUCUUUGUCUGGAUCUCUUCCGAAGACGCCGCAGCUGUCGCCCAGCAAGGCUUUAGGAUCGUUCAUGCGCCGUCCAACUACUUCUACCUUGACUGCGGCGCCGGAGGCUGGGUCGGCGCCAACCCGUCGGGCAACUCGUGGUGCGACCCCUUCAAGACCUGGCAGUUUGCGUACUCGUUCGACCCUCUCGCGAACCUCACCGACGCCCAGGCGCCGCUCGUUUUGGGCGGCGAGCAGCUCCUCUGGACCGAGCAGUCCGGCCCGCAGAACCUGGACUCCAUCGUCUGGCCACGCGCCGGGGCGUCCGCUGAGGUCUUCUGGACCGGCCCCGGCGGGAACAUCUCGGAGGCCCUGCCGCGGCUGCACGAGGUCAGUUAUCGCAUGCGCCAGCGCGGCAUCAACACGAUCAAUCUCCAGCCCAAGUGGUGCGCUCUGCGUCCAGGUGUAUGUGACUUGACAGCCUAGGCUGGAGAGCUGUAGUUUCGUUCUGGAGACAUUGGACUUUUCAGGGGACAGUCGGUUGUAACCUCACCAGAUUGCUUCGUGCGGCUUCUUCCACAAAAAAUUGGAGCAGAUUUUUGAACAG
Messenger RNA from Phanerochaete carnosa HHB-10118-sp, 1840 nucleotides. RefSeq names its product glycoside hydrolase family 20 protein. Gene Ontology annotation, molecular function: beta-N-acetylhexosaminidase activity. Gene Ontology annotation, cellular component: membrane. Bases 46 to 1719 code for a protein of 557 amino acids. Lineage: Eukaryota; Fungi; Basidiomycota; Agaricomycetes; Polyporales; Phanerochaetaceae. Gene Ontology annotation, biological process: glycosaminoglycan metabolic process; carbohydrate metabolic process. The transcript has 7 exons. The record is from RefSeq and is a predicted model, not a curated record.